CACGAAAAAUUUGCGGUAGAAUAUUUUAUAGCAAAAUCGUGAUUUAACCGUAGUUCAAUCAUUGGUAUUUUUAAAAUGCCAUCUAUCAAUUUAGCCACCGAUACUAGUAAUUUGUGGUUAAAUUACCGGUACGGUUUUAUAUGCAUCAUAAAAACACUCUACAAUCAAGAUCAAGAAAAUAAUGAGUUUGAGUAGUCAACAGUUUGUUAAUUAUACAAUAUCGAAAUUGUGAAUCUCAUAAUUUGGUCCGACCGUAACGGACAAUUGCACACUCUACCUGCAAAUAAUCGAAAAAUCACAAAUCCACAUAUCCCUUUGUUCCCUUGCCAGUAGGGGUGUCAGUUCGGGUCAGGUUCGGUUACCCAAACCGAAACCCAAAAAAAUUCGGAAACCGGAAACCGAAAUAACUGGAAACCGAACCCGAACUCGAUAAGGACUUUCGGUUUCCGGUCACCCGAAAUUCGAAAAUUUCUUUUAGGAUUCGGUUAAAGCAAAACCGAAACCCGAAAACCCGAAUGCCAACAAAUAUGGGCUGAGUUCUAUUCCUUGGAGGUUUUCAGACCUAAUCCGAAAAUUCGAUAAGCAAAAUCAAACCCAAAACAAACCAAACCCAAAAAUUAAAAAAUAUAUCUAAUCGGAUCGGUUUCAGAACCCGAAAAACCGAACCCAAAUGUACACCCCUACCUGCGAGUUUACACCCAAAAACGUCGAAGCCGUCGCGAUAAGGAUCAACAGUAUAAUUUAUAGCUGAAAAGUAAAACUGCACCCCCCAUUCAAAAUUUCAUGCCCAUAGAGUGAUUUUAGGAAGCUGAUGUGGCAGAGUGUUAAGCGGGGAAAAAAAGGAGUCCCGCCUGAUUUCAGAACAAAAAAACUCUCCACUACCCACUUUUUUCUCCUUCCACGCCCACGUUCUCAUUUAAUUUGUAUUAAUUUGUAUUUUUUAUUUCCGAUUUCCCUUCCUUCCACUCUUUCCCUUCAUUCCGUUUUCUUUAUUCUCUCUUACCUUCCUUGCUUCAUUCUCUUGAUUGGAUUCUCUAGAGAUCAAAAGGGGAUUUUUUAUUUUUCCCUUUCUCUUGAAAGUAACAAAGCUGCUUACUUUAAAUUCCACUUCGCUUAGACUGUCUUCCAGAGAGCAGCCGACUGCCGAUUUUGAGCUGAGUUUUUCCGGGCGGCAGAGAAAGAAGAGGAAAGAAAGAGACGUUCGACGGCGGCAGGCGGACGAGAAUUUUGGUGACGAGAUCUUGGGGAAGGUGAUCGGACAUUGUGGUGCCAAGAGAAUCGGCUUGGAAAAGGGGAAACACGAACACUUUUUUGAGUCUUGAUAGAGACGAGUGGCCAAAAAAUAAGGUCUGCAAGUUCGGUUGAUCUCUCUAAUGGGAACAGGGGAAGGCUUUAAAGAGUUUUAGUAAUUGCAAGUUUGAUCACUCAGCUCAAAAUCGGUGAAAUAAACAUAUAUUUGUGUUGGCCAUUACAUUGUUGUCCUUCUCGCUCUUCCUUUGCAUCCCCAAGCUUGGAAGCCAUUCUGUUAUAUGUGUUUUGUUCAUCAAUUUAAAUUAUGCCUUAUAUAGUUAUAUUUUUCUUCGACUGUUAUGUUUGUGUGGUGUGUUGUAUGUGUCAUUAACUCGCACAAACUUAUAAUUGGUGAGGAGUUCAACUUCUGUUGUAACAAUUAAUUAAUUUAUAUGAAUGGCAGCUGCAAAAUUUACUGGAACGGGUGCAUCAUUUACCACGACCUCUAUUUCAGAUUGCAUCAGGUUAUUGGAGAAUUUAAUAUGGAUAGUGCAAAUGUCAUCCCAUCUGCCCAACCACAGAUUUAUCGAUUGUCUGUACCAUGUGAGUGUCAUGGUUUAGCACGCAACUGCUUCAAUGCAAACUGACAUUAAUAUUUUCCCUUGAAUCUCAUUUGUUUAGGGAAACGUCGAGCAGUGUUUAUUUAUCCUGAAGAUCAGUACCAACGCUGUGUUUUAUCUCCUGAAGAGGAAGAAGCAUUUGAGAGAGGUGUGUUAUCUGUGUUUUAAUUUUUCUAAUUAGUUCAUCUAUUCAAUGAGUAAUACAUGGUUUUAUAUUUAAAUUUUGCAGAAGAAGCUGCCUUACAAUUCCAACUCUCUCAACUUCGGCGAAUACUAUCCCAAGUCGCCCGUAAGAGAAGACAUCAUAUUUUGAAACAGAAGGUUCAUAGGAGGGGCUUGCCUUUUGAACACCAAGGUUGUUGUUUGCUAAAUUUUGUAGCAAGUCUUACAAAUUAGGCUAUUCUAGAUUGUUGAAUCUUUAUUUAUUUCUUUAAUAUCGUAUGUGUUUUGGUGUUGUUCAUAGUUUUGGAGCCGGAGUUUAGAUUUCUAUUACAAAAGCAAAGUCGAUUACUUCGACGUAUUCAUCUGCAUAGAAAGAGACGUGGCCGAAGUUUCUUUCCUACAGAAGUCAAUCAAAGUAUGUGGAUUCUAAUGGCCACUAUUAUACAUGAAAUGGUUCAUCUCUAUUUUGAUUUAGUUUUUGUACAUUGGAUAUAUGUUUUUGUGUUCUGGUCAACAUAUUUUGUUUCCUAUUUUGGUUUUAGAACAUAUAAUGUACCCAUUUAUGCCAUGCAUAUAAUUUAGUGAUGUACGCUUCAUGUCACCUUAUGCAAAUAGUGGAUUGUUUUUAGAUGUUGAUGUGUCAACGGCAAAUUUGUGUGUUAUGAACAAACUUUGGUGUUUCCUGAAAUUUCACUUAUUCUUACUUAAAAUGAGCGGUAUACCAAUCUAUCUUGCCUUGAGAACAUUUAUUUUAAUAAUUGUGUUUACUGUAGCGCGCCUAAAUCGGCUUCACAGUUUCUCAAUCUCAUUCAAUUUAUGAAUUACUGUGACAAAAAUUUAUUAAUAUUACUUAUCUAUUUCACUAGGUCUUCCGUUGGUUGAAUUUUUUGAUAUUGGUCCACCUUCAUGUACGUGUCAACAUUGUGGAGCAGUUAUGUGGCGAUUCGAGAGUACUUUAUCUACACGGAAUGAUGUGUUGCCUGCAUUUCCUUUAUGUUGCAAACAUGGUAAAGUGAAAUUGCCUCCCCGCAGAGAUGUGCCCGAAUUUCUUAAAACUCUACUUGAAGGGGAUACACCAUUAGCGCGUCACUUUCGUACUAACAUCAGAGCCUAUAAUGGGGUUUUUUGCUUUAUUUCUCUCGGAGGUGAAGUCAAUCACUCUAUUAAUGAUGGUCGUGGAGUUUAUGUAUAUUCAAUCGGUGGUCAGAUUUAUCAUCGAAUAUGAUGUUUGGUUCCUGGUGAUGGGGAUAGUCCGAAAUUUGCACAGCUUUACAUUCACGAUUCAGAUAACGAGGUGCAGAAUCGUAUGGACUUUUACUCCACUGAUCCUGCCAAGAAUCCGUUGCGCCAAUGUAUUGUUGAAGGCCUCCAGCAUAUGUUUGAUGACAAUAAUAUCCUGGUACGUACAUUUCGUUCUGCACGAGAUAGGAUACAAAACUCUGGUGUCCAGGAGCUUCAACUGAAACUAUUGGCUAAGCGUGAAAUUAAUAGUAGAGAAUAUGAUUUUCCCUCUGCGAAUGAGAUUGCAGCAUUGAUUGUAGAUGAAACAGGAGAGCAAUCAUUUUCUCCAGAUAUAAUUGUUCAACAGAAGGGUUCAGAAAUGGAAAGGAUUAGCGUAUACCAUCCAAGUCUGAUGGCAUUACAAUAUCCAAUUUUAUUUCCAUAUGGCGAGGAUGGGUGGCAUCCCUACAUUAGCUAUAGUCACAGUAGCUCUAUAUCAGUGUUGGAGAUAAAAUGAUAACCCAGUGUGAUUUCUAUGCAUAUCGUCUUCAAACCCGUCUCCAGGAGUCGAAUUCUCUGUUAUUAUCUGGUAAAUUGUUUCAACAAUAUAUGGUGAAUGCAUUUGCGUUAAUUGAGGCUGAACGCUUAGACUGGAUGCGUACCCAUCAGUCGAAGCUAAGAGGACACUACUACAAGGAUUUGUUGAAUUCUUAUUUGCGAGGGGAUAGUGAUAUCAAGCUUUCUGGGAAGCCAGUUAUUUUAGCUGCCUCACACACUGGUAGUCCAAGAUACAAGUAUGAGAAUUUUCAGGAUGCGAUGGCUAUUUGCAAGUGGAUUGGUUAUCCUGAUUUGUUUUUAACAUUCACUUGCAAUUCUAACUGGCCAGAGAUACAGUUAAUGGUUGAUUUGAUUAGAAGGUACAGUGGCAAAGAUCCUGACCGGGCUGACAUCACCGCCAGAGUUUUCAAAAUCAAGCUUGAUGAGUUUAUGUUAGAGAUUCGCGAGAAACAAAUAUUUGGGAAAAUCAAUGCAUGUAUGUGUGCUGAUUCAUUCGUUAUUUAUCUAUUAAUGUUCAUCCAUUACUCUCUUACCUCAUUGACCUAAUAUUCCUUUUCCACUAUUUGCAUCUUGCUGUACAGAUGUCAAAGCAAUUGAAUGGCAAAAGCGGGGUCUCCCUCAUGCACACAUAUUGCUUUUUUUGGCCUCGGAGAAUAAAUUCCAUGGUCCUGC
Molecule: messenger RNA, 4463 nt
Organism: Linum trigynum
Lineage: Eukaryota; Viridiplantae; Streptophyta; Magnoliopsida; Malpighiales; Linaceae
Source: the annotation of a GenBank genome assembly